Molecule: messenger RNA, 573 nt
Organism: Telopea speciosissima
Lineage: Eukaryota; Viridiplantae; Streptophyta; Magnoliopsida; Proteales; Proteaceae
Exons: 1
Coding region: 1-573 (190 amino acids)
Source: RefSeq, a predicted model, not a curated record
AUGGUCCAUGCUCACAAUUCCCCUUCUCAAAGGAUCCAUCUUGGGACUGAUUUGCGCACCAUUGCUAACCAGAUUGGUAACCAGCCUUGGGGUUUGGGCAGAGAUUUUAAUGUCAUUAGAUAUUGUCAUGAAAAGCAAGAUGGUGAACACUUAGACAUGGAUGCCAUGGACUCUUUCAAUGGUUGUAUCGAAGACAUCGGUGUCAAUGAUCUGAGGUGCGCUGGUUUCCCUUUCAUUUGGAGCAACAAAAGGACUGGUAAUCAACGCAUUGCCUGUAAGCUGGACAGAGUGCUGGUUAAUGAAGAGUGGUUAUCAUCAUUCCCUUCUUCCCAUGCUUCUUUUGCCAGCCCCGACAUAUCUGACCAUUCCCCCAUCUCAUUAGCUAUUCAACCCUCUACUUCAUUUGGUCCUAAGCCAUUCAAGUACUUUGACAUGUGGUCCUCCCACCUCUCUUUUUUGGCUACAGUUCAGGAAGCUUGGGACAAGCCUGUAUUAGCUUUCUCUACGCCCCUCAUUGCUUUCUCUAAGAAGUUUCGAAAUGUGAAAACUGCUCUUAAAGAAUGGAACUCUUAA